Paramecium tetraurelia is the source of this 144-nucleotide messenger RNA. RefSeq lists its product as uncharacterized. The record is from RefSeq and is a predicted model, not a curated record. The transcript has a single exon. Lineage: Eukaryota; Ciliophora; Oligohymenophorea; Peniculida; Parameciidae.
AUGUCAGAUCAACCGAUAUGUUUAUGCAAUUCUAGUGACAAAGAAUAUCCUGAUUCAAGAUUCUCUGAAUAUCAAUAAAUGUUUGCAAAUAAAUAACUAACUGCAGCUUUAGAGCAAAAUUAAAAUAGUUAGCCAAAAAUAUGA